Asterias rubens (European starfish) is the source of this 4623-nucleotide messenger RNA. RefSeq lists its product as uncharacterized. The coding region runs from base 233 to 2944 and encodes 903 amino acids. Gene Ontology annotation, molecular function: netrin receptor activity. The transcript has 6 exons. The record is from RefSeq and is a predicted model, not a curated record. Gene Ontology annotation, biological process: netrin-activated signaling pathway. Lineage: Eukaryota; Metazoa; Echinodermata; Asteroidea; Forcipulatida; Asteriidae. Gene Ontology annotation, cellular component: membrane.
UUUGUUGUGUACGAGUUUCUUUUGAGAGUUUAAGUUUCACACGAUACAGCAGGGUAUGCAUUUUGCCUGAACAUGUACAGUACUUGUGCUGAACUCAAAAAGAGAGUAGUCAAACGUAUUCAAGACAGAAGGUUUCACAGCUGAGUAUGCUCCUCAAACUCAAUUUGACAAUGAAGGAAUACGCAUUCUAGAAAACAGAGAUUGGGCCGACAGUCACAAACUUGAAUCAAACAUGUCCAUGACACUGAAGGGACAAUGGAUUUUUUCCUUUAAAAAAACCCACAAACAUUUGGAGUCAAAAAGUCAACAUGGUCAUUCUCCUAAAAUGGAAAAAGCUACAGAAGACUCACAUAUUUAUGAAACAACUUUAGAUUACAAAGGUCCACACGGGGGUACUUCAAAAAAGUCCCUGAAAAAAUCAUCCACAUGUACCGAAAAAGCGUGUGAUAAUUGUUAUACGACUAACGAAAGAAAGCAACCACACUCCGAGAGUUUAAAAUCAGUAAUCUAUGGCAACUGCAUUCCACAAUUUGCGGAAGAAACUGAUUCAAGAAACUACACAACUCCUUUGGAAACUGGAGUUUACUACAGCAGCAUCCCCGAACAACAAAUUUCAGCUGUUCAGACAAGAGUUCCAUUGCACUACGAAGAUCCAACUUACGAGAAUGUCUGCCCAAAGUACAAGGUCAAAUUAGGGACGCCAAGUGAAGAAAAUAAGUCAUCUGGAAACAAACAAGAAAAUGAAGUACACCUCCGCCAAAUGAGUGAAACUGUGACAUCUCAUGAGAUGUCAUACACCAAGCCUGUACUAAAUGCGAGAGGACAUACUCCUUCCAAUGGGACAAACAAAGCUCAAGAACCCUCGAGUGAGCAAGAGGGGCAGAAACAUUAUCAAAGAUGUACUGAUGAAGUCACUAAAGAGGACAACACAACUAGGGUUUCAGAUACCAAGAUUAACCCUGUACCACGACCCAGUAGACUACGGGAAUCCUGCAAAGAGAUACAUGAAUGUGAAGACCUAUUUGAAGAAUACAUGGAGAGGGAACAGCAUGAAAAGAACAAAGCUACUAAGAUGCCUUCUUUCAUAAAGGAGCUGGAGACAAAACUUAAAGCAGAUCAACGAGCACCUUGCAAAGAGAUGACUGAAACUGAAGAAAACCUGAAAGAUGCCAAGGGGCAGACACAAGAAGAAAAACGUGAUCUCACUCAAAAGGACAAGAUGUCAGCUCCCAAGAAAAAACUGCAGACCGAACUAAGUCCAGGGCGACAAACCUCUUGCAAAGAAUUACCUGAAAUCGAAGAGCACCUGGUGGAGUUCAGGAAGCAGUUGAAGCAGCAGGGAGGGUGCAGAGACGUUACCAGUAUGGUUGUUUCAAAUCUCAAUUUCGCAGGUCGCAUGAUGGACAAGAAAGGCGGGUGUUUACAGCUGAAGUCACAUGGUGUAGUCCUCUACAUACCACCUGAUGCUCUUGGAGAUGGGCCUCAGGAAAUAUACAUCUACGUUCAACAGAACUUGACGUCAUCUUCUCACACUGUGAAGAAUGGGUUUGUUUCACCCAUUGUUCAUUGCGGUACCUCUGGGCUCAAGUUCAACCUUCCUGUGAUUCUGACCUUCCCUGUCCAGUCCAGCUCUUCUCCCAGCAAGUUGAUGGGAGUUCGUCAAGAUUCAUCCACACAACCAUGGGCAGACAUCUCUGAUUGUUCCAGCGAAGUUGUACUGUUUCAUGAUGGUCUUUGCACAGUGAUAUCCGAUCACUUCACUGGAUUUGGAGCCGUUGAACAGUUUGAUGAGCGUCCUGUUAAUGGCCCACAUAGUGUAAAGCUCAGAGUUGGGGUUUUUAUAGCACAGCAUGGACCACUACAUCCCGUGAAUGGUUGCCUGCAGUUAAGAGUCCGUAUCUGGGAUGAAUCUCCAGAAACAUAUGAGUAUAUUAAAGAAGCUGAAGAAAACAGCACAGCGAUGGACACACAGCGUCGACUGUUCCUCAACACCACUGAAGGCCCAAACAACCAUGUAUUUGUUGAGGUUCAGAGUCUGAAUAAACAGUGGGAAACAUCCAACAAAACACAGGUGCUGCCAUUGCAAAGAUUUCAAAUGGACACUCGUGUGGAUGAGUCAUGCACUUUUAAUUUGAAACCAGUCCCCCAGAACGAUGCGUCAAAUGAUAACCAACGACAGCUAGAAUGUGAUGUCAGUGUGUCCCAAAGAUCACAUCCAAUGUCUGCAGUGGUCAUCAGGGCAGUUCAUGAGAUUAAAAUAAGGAACCAAAUGGACAGUUUGAAUAUGCGUGUAGACAGUGCAGACUCCCACACCUGGCCACCACAAAUGUACAAGAAUUUAUUCUGGUACUACAGAGAAAGGCAACUGAAGAUUGAAAGAGGAGAGAUAAAUGGUCCAAUAGAUUGUUCUGAUGACGACCGGCAAGACCAGGCUGGACAAGCAAACCAUCCCAUCCGGGAGAACUACGGGCAUCAAGUUCAACAAGACAAUGGGAUACAGGUUAGAAAUGACCAAUUAUUGGCUCAAUGUCAAGCAAGUCAAAGCAGACUUAGAAUAAGUGAACAAACCAGACUAGUAAACCAACAGGUUGAAGAGAGUCGGAAUGCAGCAGGCAAUUCUGAAAUUGGUGGCAAUGUUGAACAUCUCUACUUGCAUUCUAAUGACCCAUCUGUAAAUAGUAACAGUCAGCUAGAUUUGCAACCAAAUCAGAUCUCUGUCACACCCAGGAAUACAUUCACACGUUUAACAAAUUUCAUAGUGAACCGCUUCAAAAAAAAUUCACAGCCAGGCGAAGACUUUGAUCCUUAUAGUUUGCCUCACGAUUUCCCUCCAGCGGAAGCACAAGCUGAGCUUCCAAGGGGUUACCGGCACCUACUUCCACCAAUGGAAUUAACUACCACUCAAACGGAAUCUUACUAUGUCAAUAUUCCUAAAUCACACUAGUUUUGGACUAGUGAGAUCAAAAGUAGUUGCUUGUUGGUUGGUUACUUGCCAGGGUCUUAGACAAAGCAAAAAAGCCGAUUACACAUCAGUCUGUGUGCAAAGCAGUUUUUAGCUGUGCUGUUACACACAAAUCAGAGUUAGACUGUGUAAAAAGGCAUUAAUGUACACACUGGACAGUGAAAAAGCUAAGAAUAAACCUUAACAAAUAAAAUAAAAGUUGUAAUUACCUUAAAAUCCACUGAUUGCUUGAUCUGACCCAUUUGCCAAUGUCACAGGUGGCUCCUGUAGUCACAAUUAACCACUGUGAGCAGGUUACUUGCUACAUGUACAUCGCCCAAAAUGUGCACUACAUGUACACUGUAUUAAAAAAGGAAACUGACUAUGAAGGACAAAAAGUGUACAAACAAAAUCUUGCCAAAAUCUGGUGUUAUAAACCAGAAAUCAUAUUUAAUUAAAGUCCCUUUUCAAAUUUUAAUGUUUUGCUAUCAGAAAUUCAGAUUUUUCAUUUCCUCGUACAUCGGGUAGUCCAAAAGUCUAUAAGGCAAAAUUCAUUCAAGCUUUCUGCUGGUACAUAUUUGGCAAUUUGCGUUGUACACGUUUGGACUGCAGGAGUGUGGAGAAAUGUAAAAUCUGAAUUUCUAAUAGCAGAAGUUGAAAAUUAAAAAAAAUUGACUUUAUUUGAACACAAUUUUUUUAAUUAUUUGUACCAGAUUUAGGGUCAAGCAAAAUUAAUGUGAUGAUACCCGCUGAGCUGGGCUAACAGUACAUCUUAGAGUCAGUUUCUUAUGUAUACAUUUGUAGAUAUAAACAAUGUAUCCCCUUGUUACUCAAUGAAUGAAUUCCCUAAUGCUGGAUUAAUUUGCUCUGUAUUCAUGGUUUAAUUAGAAAUAUAUUGUGCUUGCUAAAGCACAGUAAACAUGUAAGUAAUAGUUUAAAACAGACCUAUAUUAUUACAAGUAUUGACUUCUUACACCAGUACCACUACUUUGCUGCCAUUUUAUGAGUCAAAUUGUUUGUUCAAAACAAUUCUAUUUAAAAUCUUGAAUAAAAAGUUGCAGAUCCCCUUUUUAAAAAAGGUGAGCCCCUGGCUGAAGCGUCCCAGGUUGAAUCGUAAACUUUGGUGUCGUUCCUUUCUACACGACAGCUAUGUAACGGUUGCAUGGCUUCUGACCACAAACAAAGAUAUUUACAAAGUAGGGAAACCAACAAUGUAUUAUGUGGGGCUAGAUAGCUCAGUUGGUACAGCCCUGGAAAGUUGGUCCAGAGGUCGUAGAUUCAUAACCCGCUGUAGUACAUUUUUCUUUGUUCAACCCCAAAUCAUUGUGAAAAUUAAGUGUAAACACAGCAUUGGCGAAAAUGUGCAGGAACGUACACUGUAUAACACAAAAGGUCAUUGACUCGUAGAAUGGCGCAACAAAGAUUAUUGCGAUGAUGACAUCAUCAGGGCCCAAACUCAAGGCUCUGCUUAUUGUCGAAUUCUGCACUUGCGAUCACUGUUUUUUUUUUUUCAGCUGAGGCUACUGUUCAAGCACAAAAUUUCUGCGCUAGCUGUGUAAGCCAAUUAACGUGGAGUACGCACAGGCAAAACUUCCCUAAUAACAGGGAAAUAAAUAUUUCAAACCUCAAAUGUUUAACUGUCAAAGUGUCUGUAAUUGUAUUUUGUUUACGUUUUUUAACAA